This is a messenger RNA of Ostrea edulis (European flat oyster), 4232 nucleotides long. Its product is annotated as NALCN channel auxiliary factor 2-like. The record is from RefSeq and is a predicted model, not a curated record. Gene Ontology annotation, biological process: calcium ion import across plasma membrane. Gene Ontology annotation, cellular component: plasma membrane. The transcript is spliced from 3 exons. The coding region runs from base 1359 to 2294 and encodes 311 amino acids. NCBI's taxonomy places the organism in Eukaryota, Metazoa, Mollusca, Bivalvia, Ostreida, Ostreidae. Gene Ontology annotation, molecular function: stretch-activated, monoatomic cation-selective, calcium channel activity.
UCAAACAUUGGAUUUAUCUAGCUUUCUUUAGUUUUACUAAUCUCAAAUUUAUUAAGAUUAUGAUCGAAUGAUUACCAGUUAUUGGAUUCAGAUGCGUGAUCGUUAAAAAGAAGCGUGCAUGAGCUCGCUGAGUAAAAUAUUGCGACGAUUCCUCUUUGUUAUUUCAUUAAUGUCAACUACAAACACAUCUUUUCCGUGAUAAUUGUCCAUAAGCAAACUACAUGUCUACGGAGUGACAACGUGAGGCCGCCAGCGCCGUUAAGCAGCAUCUAAUUGACACGUAACAGUUAUUGGACAUUUACAACGACUCGCUGUGCCGACCUGCCCAGGCAGUGGAGCUCUCUGUAAAAAGUAAUUAAUAUGGAUUGAAAGCUGGGAUUCAGUGGCGGGGUUUGAAAACUUAUCUCGCCAGGCAAGACUGCCGGGAUUGCCGCUGGUAGAUACACGUAAUACCACUGACCGGCGAAUCGGACUUGUUUGCCAUCCAAGAUAAAAGUCCGGUAAUCAAUAGAAUGGUUUGCUUUAUUACUAGUUUAGAGGAGACGUUAAAAUCCUCUUCCUAUUGAAUUACAUUCAUACAUCGCUGUACCGAAAUUCAAACUUAUCGAUCCACUGCCACAAGUGAUGCGGUGUGUAUACAUAUAGACAGUGUAAUUGAAAAAAAAAUCCCGCAAAUAUGCCACAGAUGUUACCACAGGACUUAGAUGAGGAUGUUCGUGGACAUUAACGGGGAAAAUAAUACCAGAAAAUAUAGUCGAUGGGUUAAAGAGAUCUAUUUCCAGGAGAGAGCAGCUAAACCGCACAACACAGGGAGACUGGAUACAACGCAUGACCACUCCGUAAGAUCGCAGGAACCGCCACCGAGAAGUUUUUUUCAAUCAGAAAAUAAACACAAGAUAGAUCAACAAGUUCUUUGAAGAGCGCAUGCGCUGCUGAUGCGAGUAAUUGCUGGGAAUGUAAAGAUGGCGGUGACUUGCUUAUAUUUCGAUAUUCAACAUGUGUUAAAUUCGUAUUAUUCAGUGGAAUACUACUUGUAAAUGUGUUUUGAUGAUUGGAAAUUAUAGAACAAGUGUUGGAUAAGAUAGUUAUGUCGUUUAUUCCUCAGUGGUCCACGGUUUAUCGGAGUGCAAUCGGUUUUCACCAACUCACAAGAGGAUCUUUUAUUCAUUCUAUCAGUGGAGGCUAUUCUGGACAACAGUGUAGCGGCCAUUCAAGAAAGGUAAUGCCAAAUAGUGAAGAAGUUGUUUUAUUAAAAACGGGAAAAACAAAUUCUUUUGGAUAAAUGUAGUCAAACAGAGAAAUAAAAUAUCUUUCAUGCUUUUCCUAAAAUAUAUGAAACUGUGCUCUUUUUCUGAACUAUGAUAUUAAGUUAUGAAGAUGGGAAUACGUCAUAUGCUAAGCCGAACACUCACAAACCGACCAUUUGGGCUAAGUGCAGUUACACUCAGUGUGUUGUCGUUCUUGUAACCAUCAUGGUAUUUACGAAAGCGUGUCUUGGCUCGGGUUUCCCGGAGCUUUCCAAUGUCGUUUGUGGACCUAUGUAUCAUGCGUAUGUACAUCCUGUUAAAAUCAAGAAUCAGUGCCUUUUUCUUGAUACGCGGUUAACCCACGAUAUAUGUGUCGAUAAAAGGACGUCCAGACUUCCGGACAUACACUUAAAAUUUUGCAACAUGUACACUCUUAGCCACACAAUACCUCAGAAUGAAUCCGAGAUACGGAUGGGCGUUGACUGUAACGAAACUCUGGUAGACCUGGUGAGAAGUGAUAAGAAUGCUUCGGAGGAAUUUCAACUGUUCACCAGUGUGUUGCAGAGAGUCGACUGUGAUACCGAAUACUCCGUCAAGUGGAGUUGCAGCGUCUGCAGGGAGGCCUACAAGAACUGGUUGUGUUCACAACACAUUCCCGUGUACCACCAGCCAUCGCACUCACAAUUACUGCCCUGUGAGGAUUUCUGCUCAGGGGUAGAACAUAAGUGUCCGUUCCUUAAGCCUCUAGCGGAAUCGACAUAUGCAGGGGAACCUAGUUUUAUAUGCAAAGAUCCAUCAUCGGAUAUGGUGCCAAGUCUUUCGGAGCAAUGUUACAAACAGUGUUAUUUAACAGACGACAAUAAUGCAAAAUGUCUUCGUCACUUUCCGUCACGACACAACUUCAGUGCUGCCCUCUAUACAAAUACCACGGAACAUAACUCCUGCUGCUCCAUCAUUACAAACUCAUUCACAAGGAUGUGUGUGCAUUUGGUUGGUCUAUAUCUCGUUAGGACACUGUUAUUAUUUAUUUCUAUAGGUUUAACGUAAUUGUAUAGUUGUUUUUGGCGUGUAGUAUUGACAGAAGUUUAGUGUGUGAGUGAUACGCGUGAGUCUGUCUGUCUGUCUGUGUGAAGUGUUGCUGGUUCGUUGAGUUGAUGAUUCUGUUUUUAUAAGCAAUAUAUUUAAUAAGUCGUCAUCUUGACUGACAACAUAUGUUUAUUUUGCAGUUGUUGUAGUCUAUUUGUUCUUCCGUGCAAUAAGAUCGUUAUAUACAUGUACACACAUGUUGAAUAUACAAAUAAUUGAUUUUAAUAAUGAUUAAUAAUGUGACCACACUUUUGUUUAUAUCUUAACUUGCAUUUGGAUUUCGUAUAAUUCCCCUUUCAUUAAAUAUAUAAAAAAGACAUCAUAUAUAUCAUAUUUUAGUUCAGCUUGUAAAUGAGCGUAAUUAUUGAUAUAGAAUUUAUUUAUUUAUCUGUUUAUUCAUUUAUCAAUCAUUUGUUCUCAGUCCAAAAUUUUAUUUAUAAUUCGAUAUUUAUUUUAAAAUAUUUCUACUUGUUAUGUGAUAGAAUUGUAUUGUUUCAAAUAAUAAACAAAUGAGAAUUUAUAUCUUAAUUAUACUUUUACCAUUAGACAUGUUAUAAUGAAAACAACUCGUCCGUUGGUGUCCGUUGCACACACACUGACCGACGGGUGGUUUGGCUAUUUCUUUUUCUUUUUUUUUUUUGAUUUUGCACUGGAUAUUUGUGAAUUAAAUGAUAUUUCUGAAAUGAUUAGUGUUUAAGUUAGAAAUGAUAUCAUUACAUUCUUAUCAUUACAUGUACACAAUAAAACUCCAUAAGCAUUUUUAGAAAUAUUUUGACCGUGUCACCAGCCUUCCUCGGUAGUGUUUCAGAUACACGUACAGUACAUGUAUAUAUGAAAGACAACAAGUUUUUCUAAUUUUCGAGGAAUUGGAUGAACUGCCUUUUGUUCUCUUGCCAAAAAGCAAAUCUGAGAUAGUAGUUGACUUGGACAAAUGAUGUUUUAUCAAUAUCUUGUCAAUAAGUAGGAUAAUCAUAGAUUGUGUGAAUAAUUCGGGAGAUACGCUCAUUUGUCACAAUUACCAAAUCUGAGACAGAACAUUAUUUUGGCAAAAUAGAUUUCUGCUCAUGUGUAUGUAACUCAAUAAAAACAAACCACUGAUGUAAGUGGUCAGUGGUCAAGUACAAACCACUACUGUAAGUGGUCAGUGGUCAAGUACAAACCACUAAUGUAAGUGGUCAGUGGUCAAGUACAAACCACUACUGUAAGUGGUCAGUGGUCAAGUACAAACCACUACUGUAAGUGGUCAGUGAUGAAGUAACGGUAAAACAAAUGUUUAAAAUAACGAAUUGCAGUGACAGUGUCAGGAUAUGAAAAUAAAAAUACAUAAGGACAAAAUGUGUAUUCCUAGUCUGUGUUGUUUACACACAAGUGUUUGAUGACUACUGUUAAAUCGUGCUGAUGAUACAACAUCUCUUAGUACUAAGAAUCUGAAUUGUUGGAAACUUUCCAGAGAGUUUCAGACUUGCUUUUUGCAAAGACUGCAGGUAGCAGAUUUAGAAGAACUUGUACGAAUUGGAGAAUAUGGUGGUCAGAGGUGUUGAACUGUAGAGAGUAUGUUCAGACAGGUAGUUUACGAUAAUUCCAAUUUUAUAUAUUUGAACAAAACAGGGGAAUGAUUUCUUUUGAGUGAUUUUCUUUUUUUACCUGUUUGUACUAUUUUCGCUGCAUUAUUUCAGCUUCGGCUCCAAAUCAUGUCUGUUUUGUUUGUUUUUAAGUUGUCUGAUAAUUUAUCUGUAUUUUUCUUAGUUUCAUGUGACACAUUGUAAACAACAAUAAACUGGAUGUUGACAGCAGACGACACAUGUAAAGUGAUAGUCUACAAACAUGUGCGUCUCAUGGCAUUACGAUGAUAUUUUUCAUUACAGAUGGUUAGAUUUAUUAAUUAAAAGUGAAAAGUAA